This is a messenger RNA of Magnusiomyces paraingens, 297 nucleotides long. RefSeq lists its product as uncharacterized. Gene Ontology annotation, cellular component: anaphase-promoting complex. Lineage: Eukaryota; Fungi; Ascomycota; Dipodascomycetes; Dipodascales; Dipodascaceae. The record is from RefSeq and is a predicted model, not a curated record. Bases 1 to 297 code for a protein of 98 amino acids. The transcript has a single exon. Gene Ontology annotation, biological process: anaphase-promoting complex-dependent catabolic process.
AUGUUACGACGACCUCCAACAGUUAUCCAACUUACAACUGAAGAUGUUUUAGAGUAUGAUGAUAGUAGAUCACGUGCACGAGCAGAAGCGGCAUCAGCAGCGGCGGCAGCAGCAGCAGCAGAAGCAGCAGAAGCAGUGGCGGCGUCAUCAACUUCUGCUUCUGUGGCAGAAACUGUGGCUGCAUCAUCAUUGCUAUCAUCUUCCACAGGGAAUGGAACUGGAGUUGACCAGAAUGAUGGAAUUUCAGAAGAUGCUCGAAGACAACAAGAGAGAAAACAUAGAAUAGGAUUGAAAUGA